ACAAAGGCAGCCAGCAGAAAGAGAGGGGAACCCUCUCGUGCUCAUCCCAUCCCAUCAGCUCCCCAAUUCCAUUUCUCCAUCCAUGACAGCUUGCCAUUUCCCCACCUGUCCCUAUGCUACCACCACCUAAUAAAAAAAAAUCCCAGGCACCUACUCCCCCAUUAGGCCAUUACAAUCUGCGAAAGGCGACUCCUUUCUGAUCCUUUUUAUCGGAAUUCUUUCUUGCUUCCUCCUCUCUUCUCCACAGACCAAGAAUCUCUUCACCGGUUAUUCGCGGGUCAUUUCAUUUCAGUCGGUGCCUUUUUUAGGCCAAUUGGAGGGAACAGAAGGGUGGUCUGUGUCUCUUUUCUUUACUUGCUGCAAGCGCUUUCGUGGGGAGUUGAAUUUGGGCGCCUCUUGCUCCAGGCAGUAUUUUAUCGAGCAGGAUUCUGGUAUCCGGUGAUUCUUGCUUGUUGCAGGCGCCAAGGCGAGGAAUUGGGCCUAGCUCCAGGUCAAAUCCGUGCCUUGUUGCGUUAAAUAGAAGGAUUCCUGGAUGGGUAACGCGCUCAAGGCACCAUAGCUAAAGAUGUGAGAUUUGGUGGUGUCAGCAGAGAUUCUUGGUGUGUCAGACUGUCAUCCCUGGAACCGGAGUCUGCUGCUGAUUUGGUGAGGACAGUGCAGGAGAAACAUGUCUUUCAGGAGCCUGAUUCAGGACAUGAGGGACGAGUUCGGGAGCAUCUCGCGGCACAGCCUGCGGUCCCGGUCUCACCGGUCCGCCGGGAACGCGUCGCGGGCGGCGGCCGCGGGGCCGUCGGAGGCGAUGGACCAGAGCUGCUGGGCGCAGCUGCCCCCCGAGCUCCUGCGGGAGGUGCUGGUGAGGAUCGAGGCGUCGGAGAGCUGGUGGCCAGCGCGCAGGGACGUGGUGUCAUGCGCCGGCGUCUGCCGGACCUGGAGGGGCAUCAUGAAGGAGGCCGUGCGCGUCCCGGAGGUGUCAGGGAAGCUCACGUUCCCCAUCUCGCUUAAGCAGCCUGGCCCAAGGGAUGGCACUCUUAAAUGUUUCAUCAGGAGGAAUCGAACUACUCAGACAUAUUAUCUGUAUAUUGGAUUAACAGAAGCAUUGGCUGAUGAUGGGAAGUUCCUACUUGCUGCACGCAAGUGUCGUAAGCCCACAUGCACAGACUACCUAAUUUCUCUUGAUAAGGUUGAUAUGUCAAAGGGAAGCAGCACCUAUAUUGGCAAGCUAAGAUCAAACUUCCUUGGAACAAAGUUCACUGUCUAUGAUGCUCAUCCACCAUAUGAUGGAGCUGUGGUCUCAAAGAGUCGCUCUGCACGUGUGGUUGGUUUGAACCAGGUCUCCCCUAGAGUUCCGGCUGGGAAUUAUCCUGUUUCACAUAUUUCUUACGAGCUGAAUGUUCUGGGCUCCAGAGGUCCAAGAAGGAUGAACUGUGUUAUGGAUUCCAUCCCGGCAUCAGCUGUCGAGGAAGGAGGGAAAGCUCCUACACAGACUGAAUUUCCACUUAGCAGUCUUGACUCUUUCCCAUCAAUUCCAUUCUUCAGAUCUAAAUCAGCUCGGAUAGACAGUUCAACAUCGCAGUCAUCCAGAUCGGAUAGGUUGGUGCUGAAGAACAAGUCUCCUAGGUGGCAUGAACAACUGCAGUGUUGGUGCCUGAAUUUCCGUGGACGGGUCACUGUUGCUUCUGUUAAAAACUUUCAGUUGGUAGCUUCUGAUGACAAUGGACCAGGGAACCAAGAUAAUAACAAGGUCAUUCUCCAAUUUGGAAAGAUUGGAAAAGACUUGUUCACCAUGGACUACCGUUAUCCAAUAUCAGCAUUUCAAGCUUUUGCAAUUUGUCUGAGCAGUUUUGAUACAAAAAUUGCCUGCGAAUGAGGCAAGAAGCUGGGCAACAAUGGCAGAUAGCAGGACAGCAUACAUUAUAUAGCCUGAUGCUGGAGCAGGAGGGCUGGAAACUACCAUACCACCAGAAGAAGUGAUACAAAAUGAUUAUGAGCUCCGGUGUGAAUAGCUGCACUACAAAGUUGGUCCCUGCUUGUUCCGCCGCCUAGUUUAUUUUUCCUCUGAAUUUCAAUAUAUGCGCAUUCUUUGCCGGUGUUGGCAAGUCAAAGUCUAUAGUGUGGAGAAUGGCUUGUGCUUUGUGUGGCCACUGGCCAUCGGUGAGCUGAUGAGUUUGUGAGAAUAGAGGUUUCCAGUGAUAGUGUGAUAACAGACGUGAUUACGCUGUACGAGUUUUUGAGUUUUAAUGUUUAGUCAGUGCUUGGGUUCAUGGUGAAAAGACAUGCUAAGAGGCUUGUUUCAACUGUUGAACCUGCAUUGCGAAUUUGCGAUAAAACGUUUCGUCCAGUCGACAGUUUUUGAUU
Sorghum bicolor (sorghum) is the source of this 2355-nucleotide messenger RNA. Its product is annotated as tubby-like F-box protein 6. The transcript has 7 exons. The record is from RefSeq and is a predicted model, not a curated record. Gene Ontology annotation, molecular function: protein binding. The coding region runs from base 668 to 1867 and encodes 399 amino acids. Lineage: Eukaryota; Viridiplantae; Streptophyta; Magnoliopsida; Poales; Poaceae.